Athalia rosae (coleseed sawfly) is the source of this 1020-nucleotide messenger RNA. It is a transcript of the gene ND-SGDH, whose product is annotated as NADH dehydrogenase [ubiquinone] 1 beta subcomplex subunit 5, mitochondrial. The record is from RefSeq and is a predicted model, not a curated record. The transcript is spliced from 3 exons. NCBI's taxonomy places the organism in Eukaryota, Metazoa, Arthropoda, Insecta, Hymenoptera, Athaliidae. The coding region runs from base 74 to 625 and encodes 183 amino acids.
GUAAAAGCGGUCCGAUAUCGCCAGUGGUUCUCAUUGUCAACGCAGACACCGAAUCUGUUUCACAGAAUCCAAGAUGGCGGUGUGGAGCAGCACGUUUCGUGCACUCGGUCAAAAUAUUAUUAAGUUUCGCGGAUCGGCUACUGGAAAAUUCCCAAAUAAUGUUGCGAUAAGAUGUAUGUCUUCUCAUGGUCCGAGAUUGUUUCCACUCGCACCAAGUCGUUGGCAUUGGAACAAGACGAAGGAUCUGGUUCACUUCUAUUUCAUGCUGGGCAUUAUUCCUGUAACGUUGAUCAUCACUGGAGCAUACAUAUUCGUGGGGCCGGCAACCCUACAGGAGAUACCUGAGGGCUAUGUUCCCAAACAUUGGGAGUACUACAGAAAUCCCAUAAGCCGAUUCCUGUCACGUUACGUCUAUAAUUCACACCAGCAAGAAUAUGAAAAGGCACUCCAUGCCAUGUGGGAAGAAGGGGAGAAGGUGAAACUCCUUGCCUUAGAAAAGAAAAUCAAGGAUUAUAUGGCUCAAAAUCUCGACUAUCAAGCUUAUUACUACCGACCUGCGAUUGCCAAGUAUCACAGAUACAGUCGUCAAAUAUCUGAAGAGCUUCAGGCUCUCCAGGGAGAUUAAUUCUCCCUGUGAUCAAUGGACAAUCGUCAUAAUAAUAGAGCGUGAAAGUUUUGUUUCCUCAGAAUUGGAGCAAAGAUCAGUGUCUAUGUAAACAUUUUAAAUACAAAAACAACUGAUUGACAAAAAUCUUUCUCCAUUUCAAGUAACGGGUGAGGAAACGUAGUUAAUUAUAACGUAUGGAUACUUCCUGCGUUGCUGGAUCAUAAUCUGAUCAUUGUACAGCUUGCAUCUAAUAAUCUGAAUAAAAUUAUAACAGACGUCAAGAAAAAUACUACCAGUUCUCGGUAUGUUUUUUUUUUCAUUUUGAUUUACAGCUCUUGGGUAGGAAAUUUUUCCCUACCAUACUCAAGUAUGAUAUUCGCUUUAUAAAAAAAGAGAAAAAGAAAAAAGAAAAA